Molecule: messenger RNA, 7695 nt
Organism: Oreochromis aureus
Lineage: Eukaryota; Metazoa; Chordata; Actinopteri; Cichliformes; Cichlidae
Gene: itprid2
Product: ITPR interacting domain containing 2
Exons: 22
Coding region: 210-4232 (1340 amino acids)
Molecular function (GO): signaling receptor binding
Source: RefSeq, a predicted model, not a curated record
CUCGCACGCUGCUUGUCACUGCUUCAGCAGGUUUCAGGAAGCGGAAGCGGGAAUGUUGGAGUGUUUAUUAGAAAAGUUUGGUCAACUUUGACACUUUGGGAUUUGAGGCGCAAACUGCGGAGGAACAUGACGGUGUAUGUUGUCUUUUGCUGAUGUUGCUGUAGAGUCGUCAGUCUUCUUUGACUGACCGCAUCCAACCAACCAGAGAAAUGGAGAGUGGACCUCUGGCAAUGGAAGUCAGUACUGGUCUAGAUCCCACAUCAAGGCGUCAGGCCUGGGCCAAAACCAGAGAAUCCGUCUGGCAAGAUUCGACCUCAGAACACCUCUUUGGCCCCCAGGAGCCCCAGCCGAGUCCGAGUAAUGGGAACACACAGGGACCCACACAACAAGGGCCAGUUCCGAACAACAAGAUUGCCAGCUGGCUGAAUGACUGCAGAACUCCCCUUGGAGCCUCUCUAGAUGACCAGAGUGCUUCUCCAAGCAGAGGGCCUCUGAAGAACGGCUGCAGCUUUGAAGAUGACCUUUCACUGGGGGCUGAAGCUAACUAUCUUCAGUGCAAUAAUAAUAAAACCAAAGCCUGUUUUGGUCUUGCGGCGGAUCAGAAAAGGAGCCAAUAUAAAGAGAAAGGAAAGAGUAUGAACUCCACAGGUUCUGGGAAGAGCAGCACUGUGUCCAGUGUGUCAGAGCUGCUGGACCUAUACGAGGAGGAUCCUGAGGAAAUCCUGUUAAACCUUGGCUUUGGUCGAGAAGAACCUGACCUGUCCUCAAAGAUUCCCUCCAGGUUCUUCAACAGCAGCUCCUCCGCGCGAGGCAUCGACAUCAAGGUCUACCUGGCAGCUCAGCUGCAGCGGAUGGAGCUGGAGAACCCCAACUACGCCCUGACAAGUCGUUUCCGUCAGAUCGAGGUCUUGACAACAGUAGCGAACGAGUUCAUCGACCUCUUCAGUCAAGUAACUGGACAUUCGGUCCAGCGGAUCAGCACUACGGAUCAAGAAGUAGAGGGAGGAGAAAAAAGAGGAGGAGGAAAGGGAGGAGGAGACGAGCAGUCUUCUCCUCUGAAGAAGAUGAAUGUAAAAAACGCUGCCAAAAUCCUCAAGAGACGUCUUAGCAGCCGCAACUUACUCUCGUCCACCUCAGAGUCGACUGAAGCGCAAACACCUAACCAGCAAACGCUAACCAACGGACAUGCAGCUCCUGCUGACGCACCAGCCGGCACAGAACAGGACAGAUCCAGUACCGAGUCUCACCACCAGGCAGAGGUGGUUAGCCCGAAACACAUCCGCAAGAAAGACAACUGUCCCCUCGCGACAGUUACCGAGGAAAUCAGUGGGGAUGGAGAGACAGGUUCCCUAACAGACAGCAGACCUGAACAGCACACCACCGACCCAGACCUUCAGUCAACCAACCAGAGAACAGGGGAAGGCACUCAGGUGAUUAAAGAGGUGGAGAAAAGAAACUCCACCCCAGAGAAAGCUCCUCACACCCUGGCCCCGUCGCGGCUGGCACAUCUUCGCACAGAAAACGCAGACUCUUUUGAAAUAGAGGAGAUUAACGAAGACGAGGCUAACCCACACAGGACGUCUAGAUCGGGAGCAGACCUCCCGAGGACGGCCAGCGAACAGUCUGACAGCAGCGGCUUUGCUGAGGAGCCUUCUGCUGAUCUCAACAGCCACCUUAAGGUGCAGGUGAGUAGUGACAGCUGCGACAGCGAGACCACUGUGACGUCGCACCCUUCACAAGACGUGGCUACUCCCCUUGCAAUGGACAAGCCAGCAUUUGACCUGCCCGAUGGUAGAGAGGAAGAGGCGAGGCCAGGUGGCGCUGCAGAGUCGGAUCGAAGUAACAGCUCCAGGGAAGAGCACAUGGAUACAGAGACUUCGGAGCAGAUUCCACAGUACACAGCUCACCAUCUGCCCAGGAGCAGGCCAGUAGAAGUACAGCAAGAUGAAACUUUGGGUAAGGAGAAUGUUGAGAGAUGUGACCGGAGUGAUCCUGAUCCAGAGCCUGAGCCUGAGUCUGCUCAGAGUAUGCCUGCUGCAGAACAACAAGCACAGCCAGAGUCAAAGGAAUCCCAACAUGAUUCAGAGGAAGGACCAGAGCCCACUCAGAACCUGACAGAAACUGAAGGAGACACAGAUACAUCCACAGAGAAAACGAGUUCUGAGAUCUUGGAUGAUUCUGAAUCACUUUGUCCUGUGGCUCCAGCUUCUCCGGUCCUUAGCGCUUUACGCCGAGCCAAACAGUCAAACCAUAGAGCCCUAGAGAGGUCCUCUUCCUUGCCCUCUUCACUCCUUUCACCCUCCAAGAUUGUAUCAUCUGUCAGGAUCCAGUUUGGGCAAGGCCUGGCGUCCUGCACCCAGCCCAAGUACUCCUUUAAAUAUACCCCUGAGCCUGAGGACAAGAAAGAAGAAGAAGAAGGAGGAGGAGGAGAGGAGAAGGAAGAGGAAGAAGUGGAGGAAGAACCAACCAACUGCCUGUCAACUCUGAUCAUAAAUCCUGCCUCCUCAUCUAGCUCCAAAAAAAAUUCACCAGCUGUCUUUCCACCAAAGCCCAUACCUCGGUAUCUGAUGCGGCCAUCCUAUUCCCUACAGAGCACCAGCCCCCCUCCUGAUUGGCAAUCAGGAGUAAGUGCUGAAUCUUGGAGCACCCAGAGUGUUCCAGAUUUGUCCAAUCGGCAGCAGCCUGCCCACUUCCAGCAAAACAUGAAUGCCAAUCAAAACCAGCCAAGUUUGAAUCCAGGGGAGAAUCUGUUCAAUUAUUCUCACCUUUCAGCUCAAUACCCUUAUCCCAGCCCAAAUCUUAGUCCAAGAUUUAACUCCAGCCCACAUCCCUUGAUGUCGAACCCUACCUCUCCUCAUCUACACGGUAGUCUUCCUAACCUCUACCAUCACCACAGCCCUUCAGUGAACCACCGUUCUAGUCUAACCAGUCUCCACCAGCCUUCAACUUCCCCAGGCUCCCAGCAUGACAGCAUGGCCAACUUGCAUCCCCUUUCAACUCCCACAUCUCCUCACCACAUCCCUCCGGGUCACUUGCAUCCUGGACCUUCUGGAAUGUAUCACCAGGUCUAUAACCAUCAAUACAGUCACCAGCCACCCUACCAGGUCCCUCCUCAAGUCUCACAGUUUGGCUCGCCCUACUUUAGUCAUCAAGGUUACAACCCCUACCUGUCAUUUCCCCACCACACCCAUCUCACAGUGUCCCCAGAACACGGUGUGUAUCCAGGGCUGGCUCCUCCUCCUCCUGGCUUCCACAUAGCCACGGGUUCGGCCCUUAGCCCAGGUCACAACCUCCAUUCAGGGCUUCGCGAUGCUAAUGCUCCAGGUCCAGGACCCGGCCAGAGCCCAUCUAGCACAGAGAUGCAGCUAAGGAGAGUCCUGCACGAGAUCCGGGGAACAGUUCAGAGUCUGAACCGAGCCGAUACUCCAGACACGUUCAGUGAGCCCAGAGCAACUCUGCCUAAUCACCAGACUUUGGCGGAGUUUCAGCAGAAGAGGCGGAGCCUGAACUUGUUCCGCAGUCAGAUGAUGGAUCUGGAGCUGGCAAUCAUCCGACAGCAGGCUCCGGUCUACAAUCACCUGAGCCCUGCUGACAGGCUGGAGUUGGAGCAGCUCCAGUCUCUGAGGUCAGCAGUCAGAGAGGAACUGCAGGAGCUCGAACAGCAGCUGGAAGACAGACUGAUGGAGCUGACGCACCGCACGCAGCACAGAGGUCUUCAUAGAGACUGCAGUGUUGAAAGUCUGUCCACCGCCUCUGCGUUGAGAGCCAUGGAGCCGGUGUCAGACCUCCUCAGAGAGCAGCUCUUCCUGCAGUCAGAGAUCGGCUCUGACCGCCACUCCUCCUACACAAACCCCUCCCCGAGGUCAGUCAGUCCAGUCAGAGAAGAUCAAGGAGGAGGAGAUGGCAAACAGAAGCAAGGAAUGUAUCGGGCAUCAAUUAAUAUAACCCCUGCCCCCCCUCCUCGACCCAACGUACACACUGAGGAAAUUGAGGAGGAGGAGAGAGCCAGUGAUGGAGCAGCAUUAGCAGCAGGAGGAGGAGGUGGCAGAGGAGAAGCACCAGAGGUGGAGGAAGGAGCAGCGGGGGAAGUCAGAGUGGAUAGCCUGCAGCAGCUCAUCAGAGAGAUUCGAGAGAGUGUGGCGCAAGAGGUGCGACGGGAGAUCUACAGCGAGCUCUUGGCUGCCGUUUCACCACAGUCGUCACCACUACCCGCCAGGCAACCCCCCGUGUAGUCACAGCAACAGCAGAGCACCGCCCCUUUCAAUCACAGCCUGAGAGACACCACUGUCUGUCUGUAUCACUGUAUAGCUGCGUAACACUGUGGAACACAAUGUGUGUCUGGUACACUGUACGUCUCUAACACUGAUGAUGAAACGUCACCUGUAUGUGAAUAGCCCCGCCCCCACCUGGUUGCAUCUACUGCAGUGGUCUGAUGCUUCAUGGCUAUGCCACCCAGAGACACCAGCGACGUCCCUUCUUCCCUUUCUAAACUGUUGUGAUCAAACAGCAGACGCACCUAACUACAACCACUGCCACUUUUGCUAGUUAUGCUAGUUAUACUAGUAUACUAGUUUGCUCACACCUGCCAGUAUGACCACUACUAAUCCCAGUUCUGUCAAAUCUCCUCUGAUCCCAGCAGGAAAUCAGAUGACACUAGUGGAAGACAUGUUUGGAUAAUUGUAUUUAAAGAAAUCAUAGAGCUGAACUGUGCAACUGCACAUAAUACUAAUCAGAAUUAUCUUGUCCAUGAUCACCUUUAAAGAACAAUGUAAGAUUACUGAAUGUAACCAACUGUGGCGUCAGUGUUCAAAACCUCAGCAGUUAAAGCUUUAGUUCAGCCCAGUCGGCCACAACAUUAGAACCACCGCUCAUCUCGGUGCAGCGAGGACGAUGUGCCAAGUGCACUGCAAACACUGCCAGAAUAAAACAGGCUGCACUCCACAGCCAAACGACAACAGCAGGAAAGGAUUUGGUGUCAGUGUCCUGGUGCCAGAUACCACAGAACAUCCCGGAGUUCAUGCCCCAGUGGGUCAGAGCUGUUUUAAUUACAAUGAUGGGAACCUAAAGCAGUGUUAGGCAGAUGGGUUUAAUGAAGUGGCCGUUGGGUAUAUUUCCUCUCUUCCUGCUUUAUUUUUUUUAAAGCUCUACAAUUUUCUAGAACAUCUGAAAUUUUUGCUUCUGUUCCACGAUGAGCAUUAAUUUAAUUAAAUUUUGUGCUGAUCACAGCAGUGAAAAAUGAAAUUUAAUAAAUCUGAAAGUGAAACGGCACCUUGGUUACUCAGAAUUCUCCCUGGACCUUUAUUGGGAAUAUUUUAUUAGUUGUUUAAAAACAAAAAAAGCAGUGAAAACUGUUUCUGGGCAUUAUGUAUCUGAGUAUUUUUAAAGUUAACAAUUUCAAAGAGCCAUGUUAUGCUCAUAAUAUAGACUCAAUUUUAUUUUGGGGGAUCUACUAGAAUGUGUUUACAUAUUGUGUUUGUUUGGUUUUUUAACUUAAAACACACACAAAUUUUUAUAUAUUAUAGAUGACAUAGUAUUUAAUCAUUCUGCACAUUCCUGCAGCUUCUCUUUGCACUGUCUAAAUUGUUCCCAGCUACUCGUCCUCUGACAGCUGUCAGGGAGGCCAGUGUGUUAGACAGUAACAGAAGAACCAUAUGAGCAACAAACAUGUGGACUUUCCAAGUUCACACAUAAGCUAUACAGCAGACCUAAAGGAAAGGUGGGCAAAAACAAGAACAACAGGGGCACUUGAAGCAUUGUAGUCCCGGGCUGUUCGGCAGUAUGUAAAAUAAUUCAUGUUUGAAGAGCAGUUGCUUCUGACUUCAACUCUGUUUCACUUUGUCACAUCGUGGAGCUGCCUUCUUUUUUUCUUAAUCAGCUGGAUGCUUUAAACAUGAAGCAGCUGCUUCUAAGCCCCCUAAACAAACAUUUGAAAAACUUCUUUAUGGCGUGAACCCCACAGGUGAAACUCUUUUGUCCUACACAAUGUUGGGGUGGAGCCAGAAAGUGGAUAUUUACCCUCAAGGAGACUUCUUUCUAUUAUUGAAUUAGGCAGAAUUGAGCCUUAAAAAUAAGAAAAAUGCCCCAAUCAUCCAUUAAGCUGUACACUGUUAGAGACUGUAAAGGUCUGCAUUCCUUAAUCUUUAAUAAUAGUGCUGAACUUUUUCCACCUUAAAAUGACUCAUUCCAUGCACAUUUCACCUUAAUUGCUUAAAAAGGGUUUUAAAGUAGACAAGAGUUUCUGAUGCAUCAUCAUCGCCUCCAUUAUCGUCAUAGUCCUCCUGCUGCUCUACUCAGAUCACAGUAACUUUAAUAAUAACCCAUUUUAUGUUAGAGUACACUAAGUUUUGUUUAUAUGGAUAACCUGUGGUUAUCAGAAAUUAUCAGCAUAACAACAGGUGCAAGAUUUGUUAGCAUGUCUAUGACGCUGAUAGACGUGCUAUCAUGGCCUCCAGCUUUUUAAAAAAACAAAAAACAAACCAAAAAAAAAGCAUUUGAAUUUGACAGAUUUGGAGCUGCGAGAAAAGGUGUUUUGUUCUCUUUGGAUGAGCCACAUCAACACCUAGCCCCCUUUUUCCAGUCUUUGUGCUAAGCUAAGCUGUAAAAUCAGGGAGUUUUUGUUUCUCGUGUGUUUGUUUGGGUUUUUUUUCUUCAUGUCGAUCGUGCUUGAGCAGGUGAUGAAGUCAGCGUGCAAAGUCAUGAGAUGCUGACAUUGUAGAUGACAGAGAUUUCUGUAAGUUGUCAUGGGGACCGUGAUGAUGAUGUGGAUGAUGAUGUACUGGCAAGUCAGAGAGAAGAGCUUAGCUAGAUUUAGCUGCAUUGGCACGUUAGUUUCACUUGUGCAAUAAUGUAAAUGUGCUUUUUGAUCAUACGGAGCUCAUCUGUGGAUAUCUUGUUGAUAAACUGCCAACAUUUCAGAUGUGAUCAGUGCAAACCGCAUGUCUUAAUACAGAUAAACCUGAAACUUGCUGCUUUUAUUCUGGGAAAUUUGAAUCUUCUGCUUGAUCACAGAAGCAUUAAAAACCUGUUUUCUUUAGCAUUAAAGCCUUUGUUUAUGUGGUCGCUCUCAGCUUUCUGCAUGUACCAUUAGUUAUUGAUGAAUACAAAUGUAAAUGUGGGAGCUGAAUGUGUUUAAGGCAUCCACGCCCUAAACAUUAGGUUUUAUUUUGUUUUUAAGUCAUGUCGUUGGGUUUAUGAUCUUGUCGUGAUUACUUUGAACUUCCACGCAUACUUGCAUUAGGACUGAAAUUAUGUCCUGAAAGCUGAUCUUUGUGUGUAUGGAUGUACGUCCUUUGUCUUUGGAAACAAUAUAUCUAAGGUCCAAGGUGCACUCCCUAGUCAUGUGAAGCUUUCAGCAACAUUUAGCAUCAGCAUUGUCAUCGAGCACCUGGCUCAGGUGUUGUCAUGUGGCAUAAAUAUUUAGUCCAGUCCAAACUGGUAUGAACGAGACUUUUGUCCUCUGAUUCUCUUCAGACUUUGCUGAAUUUGUGUUUGCGGAAAACUUUCUCUCCGUGCUCGCUGAUCAGAAAUCCUUCACACACUUCUAAUUUCAUUUUAAUGUCGGACUGUGGGUGUCUACUCAUUUCUGUUAAUGUCUAAUAUUGAUUAUGUGUAUUUUGUACUGAUGUCUUAAAUGGGAUGCAAGGAGGGGACACUCUAUAGAGAUGAGAAAAUAAAGAUGUAUUUAUUUUCAGUACA